Suillus subalutaceus is the source of this 1169-nucleotide messenger RNA. RefSeq lists its product as uncharacterized. The transcript is spliced from 2 exons. NCBI's taxonomy places the organism in Eukaryota, Fungi, Basidiomycota, Agaricomycetes, Boletales, Suillaceae. The record is from RefSeq and is a predicted model, not a curated record. Bases 215 to 1021 code for a protein of 268 amino acids.
AUUUGUGGUGACGACCUGUGCCCGCCCUUAAGGUGCCCGACAGUACAAAAGCUUCUCCUGUAGACACUCCAGUCUUCAACAAACUCCUCCAUCAUGCAGUCCUACAAUUCGUUCUACAGCUCUGAUUGUUCCAAUCGCGGUAACGGCUUGUGUAGUUGGUGGCGCAAUUCUUCCUUCCGCCGCACAAGGCAGAAAAGUGUUCGAAGUGUGAAUUAUGAUAUUCUCACCACCCCUGGAUCUGCCCCUCCAUGGCGAAAUGGCUUUUCUACCGCGGUAUACGUGGGGGAGGCCUGCCUGGGCCGACACAAGCAUAGUUAGCAGGCCUGCGCUGCCACCCAGACAACCUGACCACAACGUGUGGUCUUACCCAGCUGGCAAUCUGACCUGGACUCCACGCAUGAAUGGACCUAGCUACUUACCCGAAACAACUCAGUGUACUCCUGUCACACUGUUUGCUAUGCCAUGGCCCCAGAUAGUCGAUGAACGCCCGGAAAUUGUACCCUCUCUUGCUAUAAAUCCUUUCCAACCAGCCAUGCCUAUACUUCAGUGGGAUAUCCGCCAGAACCCAAUUACGGCUAGGCUGACAACAGGCGCACAUAUCUCCACGGAUCUGGCACAUGUCCUGAGCUCUCAAAUCACGGAUAUUCCUGUUGGCAUCAUCGAAAUUGCCAUCCCAGCUUGUCCCAUGGCGUACAUGUGGAAUCCCAUCAGGGUGCAAAGGUCCAGCGCUAUCAAGGUCCAAGAUGUUCUCGAUGUCAUUUACGAAUGGCUGCAGAAACCUCUUACUCGAACUGAGAUGGAACACAUCGAACGUGUAAACCCAGACGGUGUCGAAGCAGUUUUGUGGGCUUUACAAGAGAGAGCUUCUACGAGUCUUUCGUUGCAUGACUGGGAACAUCGACAAGGGCCGCGGCGUAUAGACUGUUUGGGAGAUAUUCGUAGAUGGAUGGGAUUAUGCUACUCUCCUACAGGGCAGGGCAUGCAACUGGUUCUCAACCUUGAAACCGUUCACAAAUUCUGAAGUUUUACUAUACCUUCGCUUGAUACCCAGUGAUACCCAUUUCAACUUCACGAGCUCAGUGAUGACAUGAACAGUUCACAUUCUUGAUAUCUAUUUUUAUUCCUAAUUGUAAUAGCAUCCGAUAUACUUCCUUGCACUGCAUGUUCAA